Heterostelium album PN500 is the source of this 5859-nucleotide messenger RNA. It is a transcript of the gene myoJ, whose product is annotated as myosin-5b. The transcript is spliced from 5 exons. NCBI's taxonomy places the organism in Eukaryota, Evosea, Eumycetozoa, Acytosteliales, Acytosteliaceae. Gene Ontology annotation, cellular component: actin cytoskeleton; cytoplasm; myosin complex. Gene Ontology annotation, biological process: actin filament organization; vesicle transport along actin filament. The coding region runs from base 1 to 5859 and encodes 1952 amino acids. Gene Ontology annotation, molecular function: microfilament motor activity; actin filament binding; ATP binding. The record is from RefSeq and is a predicted model, not a curated record.
AUGCGAUACGACGGAUCGUCGCAAUCGAUACUCGUUAGCGGUGAAUCCGGUGCCGGUAAGACAGAGACAACGAAAUUCCUUCUCCAAUAUUUUGCGGCGAUGGGUAAUCUUAUCAAGAGUGAUGCUGCUCCUAGCGGGGGACCUUCACUCACCUCCUCUGGUUCCGCCAUCAACUCGGCGGCAUCGCCACUUUCACCGACCUCUAGAAAACCGGCUUCUGAAAAAUCAGUGGAAGAGCGUGUCUUGGAGAGUACUCCAUUAUUAGAGGCAUUUGGUAAUGCCAAAACACUUAGAAAUGAUAAUUCUUCACGUUUUGGUAAAUUUAUAGAGAUACAUUUCAAUGAUAGUGGAUCUAUUAUUGGUGCCAAGAUUCUGACUUAUCUACUUGAGAAAUCAAGAAUUGUCAGACAAGUUAGAAAUGAAAGAAACUAUCAUAUAUUUUAUCAAUUGAUUGCAGGUGCAAAUUCAGAUUUAAGAGAUAGAUUAUAUUUACAGAAUGCUCAAAACUAUUAUUAUUUGAAUCAGAGCGAUUGUUUUGAAGUGGACGGUGUCGAUGAUGACGAUACUUUCCAGAGGACUUGUCAUGCGAUGUCGGUGGCCGGCAUCAGUACUCAGGACCAGGAGUUUGUAUUCCGCAUUCUCAGUACUGUGCUAUGGCUUGGAAAUAUAGAGUUUGCAGAUCAGGGCGAUGAGAAUGCAGCUGUUGUCGAUGAAGACCCGCUCGAAAAGGCAGCGGCAUUGAUUGGCUGUCCAAAGGACGAUCUCGCCAAGACUUUUCUUACGAGGAAGGUGGUGACUGGCAAAGAGUCGUUCGUCACCAACAACACAAAGGAGCGUGCAGAGAACGCUCGUGAUUCACUGGCGAUGCUACUGUACGGGCUGAUGUUUGAUUGGCUCGUCGUCAAGAUCAAUGCAUCGAUGUCGAUCCAGCAGAAAUCCAAGUCGUUCAUUGGUAUUCUCGAUAUCUAUGGUUUCGAGUCGUUCGAGGUCAAUGGAUUCGAACAGUUCUGUAUCAACUAUGCCAACGAGAAGUUGCAACAGGUUUUCAAUCAACACGUCUUCAAGGAGGAGCAACAAGAGUACAUAAAGGAGAAGAUCGACUGGUCGUACAUCGAUUUCAACGACAAUCAAGACACGCUCGAUCUCAUUGAGAAGCGACCGAUGUGUAUCUUGUCGCUGUUGGACGAGGAGUCGAUGUUUCCCAAGGCGACGCCACAGACGUUUGCCACGAAGCUGUAUGGCAAGCUGACGUCACACAGCAAAUUUGAGAAGCCACGUUUCUCAUCGACUGCAUUCACUAUCAAUCAUUAUGCCGGUAAGGUAACGUAUGAAACCGAUCAAUUCCUCGAUAAGAACAAGGAUUUCAUUAUUCCCGAGCAGAUCAUCUUGCUCCAGAAAGCAUCGUUUGGCUUCAUCAAGACACUUCUCGGUGGAAACGAGAGACUCGGUUACUCGGCGGCUUCAUCGAAUCCAACGCCAUCGAAUAAACCAUCUUCCAACUCGGGCUCGUCCAGUAUGAAGUUCUCUUCGGUUGGCUCACAGUUUAGUUCGUCGCUGGCGACACUCAUGAAGACAAUCGGAACGACCACUCCUCAUUAUGUUCGUUGUAUCAAACCGAAUCCCGACAAGUUGCCUCAGACCUUUAACAAGCACGACGUCAUCCACCAACUGCGAUGCGGUGGUGUAAUGGAGUCUGUUAGAAUCUGUUGCGCUGGAUUCCCAACUCGUCGACCACUCGCCGAGUUCUACAGUCGUUACAAACUACUCUAUCCAAAGUCACAGGGAAAGAAGGGAAGCAAGGACGUCAAGAUUCAGGUGACUGCGUUGUUCGAGGGAAUCAAGCUGUCGGAGGAUAAAUUCAAGAUUGGAAUUACCAAGGUGUUCUUGAGAGCUGGUCAGUUGGCGGCACUGGAGAAUAUGAGACUGACAAAGUUGAGUCACAGUGCAACGGUGAUUCAGUCGUGUUGGCGUAGACACUACUACGAGAAGAAGUACCGACAGUUGAAGAGUGCAGCUCUGAUAAUUCAGACAAAGAUAAGACAACAGACUGCCAAGAACAAGUUGACGUCGCUGCGUAGAAUCCACGCUGCAACUCUGAUACAAAAGAUAUAUAGAGGUUGGAAGUGUAGAAGUACCUACCAGAAGAAGAGACAGGCAGCCAUUGUACUACAGAACACUAUGAGACGAAAGGUUGCACGUGAAACACUGCAAGUCGAGAUGUACGAGAAUGCCGCUCUACAGUUGCAGACUGUGAUGAGAUCGCUGGCAGCAAAGAAACUGUUGAAGUCGAAACUGCGUGGAAUCGUAUUGAUUCAAGCCAUGUGGAGAGGUAAACUGGCAAGAAGAGUGUACCGCGAGUUGCGAGCAGAAGCUAGAUCGUUGAGAUCCGUUCAGAACGAGAAGAACAAGUUACAGGAGAAACUCGAAGAGAUUCAAUGGAGAUUGACUGCAGAACAACGUGGAAAACAACAUGCCGAAGAAGCAAAAAUCAAGUUGGAGUCGCGUGUCGAUGAACUCAGUCAAUCCAAAGACAGAUUGGAAAUGCAAGUUUCCGAGUUGGAAUCAAAGGUUUCCAGUGCCAUGGAGUCUGGAAAAGCAGUGGAGGAAGAGCGAAAUCAAUAUGUCGCAAAGCUCGAGGAUACUGAGAAACAGUUGGCCGAGGUGACCAGCGAGAAGAAGCGUAUCGACAAAGAGAAGCAAGAUUGGCAUGAGUUGGCAGAGACCAAGAAGAAAGAGUGUGAGAGUUUGGAACACGAUUUGAAGGUUGCCAGUGAGAGCAAUGUGCUGUUGAAACGUGAGAAUGAAGUCUACAAAACAGAGGUCGUUGAGAAGAUGAAACAAUUGGAGUUGCAACUCGUUGACAAGUCAAAGGAGUUGGAUUUGUACUCGCAGGAGUUGACAUCGACCAAGAAGAAGUUGGAUCGUCUCGAAGAGGAGAAUCAUACCAUCAACAGUCUGAAGGAUACUCUUCAGGGAUCGUUUGACCAUCUGGUGGAGGAGAAUGGCGAGCUCAAGGAAAAGUUGGCCAAACAAAUCGAACAAUCCAACGAUAUAGAUGGACAAAAGAAUGGACUACAAGAGCAGCUAUCCAAACUUCAAAAGGAUCACGACAAUCUUGUGAAACAAUUGGAUGAGUUGACCAAGAAGAAUCAAGCAGAUGGCCAACAAUGGAAAUCGACAGAAGAAUCAUUGAAAGCACAAAUCAAUAGUUUGGUCAAUGUAGGUGAUGAUUUAAGAACAAAGUUGAGCAGCAAGGAAUCGCAGUUCAAUGAACUCUCAGAGAAAUUCAAGAAAGCAAAGAAUAAGUUGGAGACAACACAGGAGGAGAAGAAGAACGCUAGCAACGAUAUCGAUAAGUUCAAAUCGAUGAAGCAGACAUUGGAGGAAGAGAAAUCUCAGUUGAAUCAACAACUCUCUAUGGUGAGAACCGAGAAGGAACAAGUUCAAUCGACCAAUCAUUCACUCAAAGAGAAGCUCUCGUCAACAAAGAACAACUUGGAAUCAUCGCAAUUCGAAUGCAACAGAAUCAAGAAUGAACUGUCGACAAAGGAUGACCAGAUCAAUCGUAUGAAUAUCGAGUUGCAAGAACUGAGAAGUCAGACAUCGAAGCAAUCGAAAGAACUCAUUGAAUUGUCAUCCACAUUGCAAAUCGAGAAGAACAAGAACGACUUGUCCUCGUCAUCCUCUGAGAAGACAAUCGAUAACUUAAAGUUAGAGUCAGAACGACUUCAACAACAGUUGAAACAAACUGAAAGAGAUCUUUCCAAUUCCAAGGACUCCGUUGCCAGAUUGGAGUCGGAGAUUAAACAGCUCAAUUCGCUUAAGGAACGAUUCGAAAGUGAGUUCUUUGUUGCCAAGGAAAAGAGUUCGACCAACGCACAGGAGUCGUUUCAGUCCAAUUCGAAUCAAAGUCUGUCAGAGUCGGAAUCCGAGAGAAAGAAACUCAAGGAAAAGAGCUCCAAGACCAAACAACAAUACCAAGAGUUGCGUGAACAGAAUGUAAAGAUCGAGACAGAGUUGACAAUGACCAAGAGCAAGAUGGAAUGGGUUGAAACCUCCUACAAUGAUUUGAAGCAGAGAAACUUGGAGCUCUCUGAAAUGUAUCAGAUGGCCAAGUCCAAGACUACAGACACUCAGAAGGAGUUGGAGAGUGUUGUUCACAACAAAGAUGCAGAGAUCGCCACAUUGAAUAAUCAGAUCUCACAAUUCAAGGAGACACACUCGAAUGAAGCAGGUCGUCAGAAACUACAGAAUCUAGAGUUGGAAGAAACCGUCAAGUCUGUUCAAGAAGAGAAUUCCAGACUGAGAAGUGAGUUGUCUGAGUUGGAGUCAAGUAACUUGGCAACGAGACAAGAGAAUGACAAGCUCAAGCAAAUGGCAUUCGAAGAGAAGAAAUCACGUAGACAAUCGAUUGAGAUUCAGCAGCACCUCGAAGAUACAAAGACAUCGCAACUCAACGAGAUUCAAAUGUUGAAGAAACAAGUCGAAGAGAUGAAGUCGCAGCAGGCCCAACAUUCAGAGUGGAAAGUGGAAAAAGAUCGUUUGUCCAAGCAAAUCGAACAGUUGGCUCGUGAGAAGCAACAGUUGGACAUGACAAAGACACAAGCAAUGACUAGAUACAAUGAGUUGGCACUUAGAAUCAAGUCCUUCAAACACAUCGAGGAAUUGAUCGAUUACAAAGAGAACGACUGGGAGAAGCUGGCAAGAAUGGCUGGAAAUCAGGAACUCCAAACAAAGAUGCUCACCGAUUUCCUACUCACUUGCAAACUCGAACACCCAACUCUUGCCGGUCAAAUGUGGUUCCAUCAAAUCAGUUAUUGGCGUGCAUUCCAAAUUGAUAAAUCAUAUAUUUUCAAAGGAAUUAUCAAAUCUACUUUAUCAUUUACCAAAAAUAAUAUUGAUGAUCAAGAUUUAAUGAGUUAUUUAUUGGCUUGUUCUUCAUUGCUGGUAUAUGUUUUCCAAAAGAGAUUACCGGUUGGAACUAAAUCGAUUCAGCCAACCAUUCCAACUCAUAAUGAAUUGGAGGAACUGGAGAAUGCUAUCGAUUCCGAAGUCAGUAUGAUAACCUCUAAUCAAUUCAUGAUCCAUAUGCAACAGACCAUUGGAAGAUCCUACGGUUCGCUGUACAGUAUGGUUAUUGCCAAAUUGAAACCGCUGUUAGAAGCAUCUAUCUUGAAUGAAAACUUUAACAAGAAACCAACUGCUACCACCUCUGGAACACCGUUGGCACCUAUCGAGACAGUCACCAGCUACCUCAACACCAUAAUCAAUGUAUUCCAAUUUAGAAUGAUCCAUUUCAGUUUGUCACAAGAGUUUUUCAACCAGAUAUUCGUUUGGAUUGCACAUUUCCUCGUGAAUGCAUUCAUGUUGCGUCUGGUAUUUUGUAACGAUGUAUUUGCCAGCCAUACCAAAACCAAGAUCGAUGCACUCCUACGUUGGACCAGUGAAGGUCACGUUUGGAUUAGUCCAACCGUCGAAGAGACUUUUAUCACCAUCAAAGAAGUAAUUGCUGUUAUAACCUACAAGGACAAAGAGAAGUUUGCCGACGAGAAACUCCGUAAGCUAGUAUGUCCAAAUCUAUCGGUUUACCAACUGAAACAAAUCUUGGCAAUGUACCAACCUGGUGACUUUGGAAAACGUGUCAGUGCCAAAACAAUUGGAGCUAUCUGUCCACCAAACAAACCAACUGGAUCCUAUCUUGUAGAGAGUACAAUGCGGCCAAUACCAAUCACAUCGCUCCACUAUUUCGAAGAUCAAGAUUUCAAGGACGGAUCAAUUUCUGGUUCCAUUAAAUUCCCAAUAGAGAGUGAAAUUAAGAAUAUUUCAUUGACAAUUCAACAGCAACAAAGUCAGGAAUAA